Messenger RNA from Dibothriocephalus latus, 291 nucleotides. Lineage: Eukaryota; Metazoa; Platyhelminthes; Cestoda; Diphyllobothriidea; Diphyllobothriidae. The record is from the annotation of a GenBank genome assembly.
AUGAGCGAAAGGCAUGAAAAGAAUGAAGAGGGUGUUAGCGUCGGCCAUUAUGAUGACGAUGGGAACAAUGUUACUGGUUUUAUUGUCGUUGCUGACAGUUAUUAUGCUAAUGACUAUGAUGAGGAUGAUGGUGGUUUUGAUCCUCGUGAUGAUGGCCGUGUUGAUGUCGCUGUAAAUGGUCCUGCCCACAACCAUAGCCGCGACUCUGCUGACGACGAUGAUCAGAUAAUGAAGGGUAAGAGUUCUAAGAAAUUUUUGCAGACAACGACUACAAGUUCGUUAAUAAAUUGA